AUGGAUGCCAACGUUAUGCUUCGCAGCGGGCGUUCUGGCAGUGCACUACAUCACGCAGCCCGUGGGGGCAGUCUGGAUAUCUGCAAGCUACUGCUCAAGAAAGGAGUGGACAUCAACUCCUUAGGAGGUGAGUAUGGAAGGGUGCCGUUGCAUGAUGCAGCAAGAAGUGGACACCCCGACAUAAUCGAUCUGUUUCUGCGCCAGGACAACAUAGAACCAAACAAGAAGACCGACAAAGAAGGCAUUGGCCGCACGGCGGCAAGAGCGGCAGCUGUCAUGGGGCAAAUUCAAGUAUUGCGUCUUAUGCAGGCCUCUGGAAAAGUGGACAUGAGCGGUGUUCUUCAAUCAGCCUGCACAAAGAUUUCUCGCUCCUUAGACACGAUCAAAUACCUACUGAAUAACGGCCAUGCCAGUCAGGCGGACGAGAGAUGUGUGUGGACCGUUUUGGGAACAGUGCAGGCCAAAGUUACCCAGGACUUCUUUGCCAAAGUGGGAUUAGCUAUGGACAUGCUAUUGUCCACGGGAAACCCGACGUUCAGCGACGUCAAUCGUCUUGCGACAGAGCUGGGGUAUGAGAUUGAGAUGAAACUACUGGCACAGGGCAGCGCGUCAUGGUAUAGAGAUAUGAAAAGGCGCUUGAGGGAGAAGCGAACGCCGUACUUUCUUUCAAUCAUGGAGUACCCGAAAUGGGGGAUCAAAGGCUCCGCUUGGUCUAAGUUCCUUGAGUUGAGAAAAAAGGUGGGAAUGGAAAUGGAAAUGGACACUGUACUUGAAGAGACCGUCAACAAGUUUGUUAGAAGAAUUGAGGACAACAGGAGCACGACAAUCAUUGAUGAUGAGCCCGAAGUGAAGGGCAAGGAAGUGAAGGGCGAGGAAGUGAAGGACAAAGGAAGUGGAGGGCAGGGAAGUGGAGGGCAGGGAAGGGGAGGGCAGGGAAGGGGAGGGCAGGGAAGUGGAGGGCAAGGGUAA
Messenger RNA from Sordaria macrospora k-hell, 969 nucleotides. RefSeq lists its product as uncharacterized. Gene Ontology annotation, molecular function: protein binding. The record is from RefSeq and is a predicted model, not a curated record. NCBI's taxonomy places the organism in Eukaryota, Fungi, Ascomycota, Sordariomycetes, Sordariales, Sordariaceae.